Molecule: messenger RNA, 5464 nt
Organism: Cynocephalus volans (Philippine flying lemur)
Lineage: Eukaryota; Metazoa; Chordata; Mammalia; Dermoptera; Cynocephalidae
Gene: ARHGEF18
Product: Rho/Rac guanine nucleotide exchange factor 18
Exons: 19
Coding region: 16-3363 (1115 amino acids)
Biological process (GO): small GTPase-mediated signal transduction
Molecular function (GO): guanyl-nucleotide exchange factor activity
Source: RefSeq, a predicted model, not a curated record
GCCCUGAGCGCGAACAUGGGGAACACACAUUCCAAAAGCGGUGACAGACACAGCGCACUGCCUGGCUGCCCCGAGCUGUCCUGCUACAGCUCUUUCCCCAGGAAAUGGAGCGAGAACGUCUUUUUAGAUAAUGAGCUGUUGACCUCCAAGGUCCUGUCCGUGCUGCGGCCGCAGUCGGAGCGGGGCUUCCGGACAGGCGACCUGCGCUACCCUGCCCACUUUCUGAGCACCAACUCUGUCUUUACCUCUGUCGCAGCCUCACUGAAGGAGCACUCCCGGAGCACCCUCUUGGCCGAUGGCAGCCCGGCCCCGUCCAGGAAUGUCGGCAUGACGGUCUCUCAGAAAGGGGGUCCCCAGCCAACACUGAGCCCAGCUGGAACUGGGACGCGACUCAGACCAGUCACAGGAGAGAUGGACGAAGCUGACUCUGCAUUUGUGAAGUUUAAGCCGGCAGCUGAUGACUCUCUUUCACUUGCAUCUUCGAAUGCUGAGUCCAUUUUUGUAGAAGACCCCUACACUGCCUCACUGAGGAGCGAGAUCGAAUCAGACGCCCACGAAUUCGAGGCUGAGUCCUGGAGCCUGGCUGUGGACUUGGCCUAUGCCAAGAAACAAAAGAAGGAGGUUGUGAAAAGACAGGAUGUCCUUUAUGAGCUGAUCCAGACAGAGGUCCACCACGUGCGGACACUCAAGAUCAUGCUGAAGGUGUACUCCAGGGCCCUGCAGGAGGAGCUGCAAUUCAGCAGCGAGGCCAUCAGCCACCUCUUCCCGUGCGCCGACGACCUGCUGGAGAUGCAUGGCCACUUCCUCUCUCGGCUCAAGGAGCGCCGCCUGGAGUCCCUGGAGGAGGGCAGCGACCGGAAUUACAUCAUCCAGAAGAUUGGGGACCUACUGGUGCAGCAGUUUUCAGGUGAAAAUGGGGAGAGGAUGAAAGAAAAGUACGGCGUGUUCUGCAGUGGCCACAACGAUGCAGUCAGUCAUUAUAAGUCACUGCUGCAGCAGAACAAGAAAUUUCAAAACCUGAUCAAGAAAAUCGGCCACUUUUCCAUUGUGAGGCGGCUUGGUGUGCAGGAGUGUAUUCUUCUGGUUACUCAGCGUAUCACCAAGUACCCAGUGCUGGUAGAACGCAUCAUUCAGAACACAGAAGCUGGCACCGAGGACUAUGAAGACCUGACCCAGGCCCUAAACCUCAUCAAAGACAUCAUCUCACAAGUGGACGCCAAGGUCAGCGAGUACGAGAAGGGCCAGCGCUUCAGGGAGAUUGCAGGGAAGAUGGACCUGAAGUCCUCCAGCAAACUCAAGAAUGGACUUACCUUCCGCAAGGAGGACAUGCUGCAGCGGCAGCUCCACCUGGAGGGCACACUGUGCUGGAAGACCACAUCAGGGCGCUUGAAAGAUGUUCUUGCUGUCCUAUUGACUGAUGUGCUUUUGCUGCUACAAGAAAAGGAUCAGAAAUACGUCUUUGCUUCUGUGGACUCGAAGCCCCCCAUCAUCUCUUUACAAAAGCUCAUCGUAAGGGAAGUGGCCAACGAAGAAAAAGCCAUGUUUCUGAUCAGCGCCUCCCUGCAAGGGCCCGAGAUGUAUGAGAUUUACACCAGUUCCAAAGAGGACAGGAACACCUGGAUGUCCCACAUCCGAAGGGCCGUGGAGAGCUGUCCGGAUGAGGAGGAAGGGCCCUUCAGCAAGGCCGAAGAAAAGAAGGUGGUCGAGGCCCGCGCCAUGAGACUCAGGGACUUUCAAGAACGACUGAGCCAGAAAGACCAGCUGAUUGCCCAGAGCCUCAUGGAGAAGCAGCAUAUCUACCUGGAGAUGGCCGAGAUGAGCGGACUUGAAGACAGUCCCCAGCCACGAGUCCUCUUCCGAGGAGGGGACCCUUCUGAAACCCUGCAGGGGGAGCAGAUUCUCAAGUCAGCCAUGAGUGAAAUUGAGGGCAUCCAGAGCCUGAUCUGCAGGCAGCUGGGCAGCGUCAAUGGCCAGGUGGAAGAUGGAGAUGUCCCCACAUGCCUGCCCCGGAGGGCCGAGACCUUCGGGGGCUAUGACAGUACUAGCAGCCCCAGCAAGAAUGGCAGUUUUAAGAAGAAGGUCUGCAGCGAUGACCCCAGGCCCCAAGACUGGCGAGGCCCCGCGAGCAGUCCAGGCUCAAAGUUCAGUGACAGCGACACCCCAGGGGAUUCUGAGGAAAUACCGCAGGCGGUAGAGGCACCGAGCACAGAGUCUGGCCCCCGUCCGCCCACUGUCCUGGAGUUGGAGCUUGUCCAGCGGAUCCAGACGCUGUCCCAGCUACUCCUCGGUCUCCAGGCGGUAAUCGCCCAGCAGGACAGCUACGUGGAGAUGCAGCGGGCGGCCAUCCAGGAGCGGGAGAAGCAGACGCGUGGGAACCUGCUGCUGGAGCAGGAGCGGCAGCGCAACUUCGAGAAGCAGCGGGAGGAGCGGGCGGGCGUGGAGAAGAUGCAGAGCCAGCUGCGACUGGAGCAGCAGCGCUGGGAGCGCGAGCGCGAGCAGCAGCGCCGGGAGCUGGAGCGCGCGGGCGCGCGGCUGCAGGAGCGCGAGGGCGAGGCGCGCCAGCUGCGCGAGCGGCUGGACCAGGAGCGCGCCGAGCUGGAGCGCCAGCGCCAGGCCUACCAGCACGACCUGGAGCGGCUGCGCGAGGCCCAGCGCGCGGUGGAGCGCGAGCGCCAGCGCCUGGAGCUGCUGCGCCGGCUCAAGAAGCAGCACACAGCGCCCGGAGCGCUGCCACCCGAGGCGCUGGCCGAGGCCCAGCCCCUAAGCCACACUCUCAGCUUCAACGGAGAAGGGCUGGAGGGGUCCUUGGCCCUGGCCAAAGUGCAGGGACCCCGGGCAAGCAUGCUACUGCCCUGCCCUGGGCCUGAGUAUAUGGAGCGUCCCGAGGUGGCUCGCCGGGACAGCGCCUCUGCUGAGAGCCGCCCGGCCAAGAGUGAUGUGCCCAUCCAGCUGCUCAGCACCACCAACCAGUUCCAGAGGCAGGCCGCCGUGCAGCAGCAGAUCCCCACCAAGCUGGCCGCCUCCACCAAGGGGGGCAAGGACAAGGGUGGCAAGAGCAGGGGCUCCCAGCGCUGGGAGAGCUCAGCCUCAUUCGACCUGAAGCAGCAGCUGCCACUCAACAAGCUGAUGGGGAAGGACGAGAGCACCUCGAGGAACCGCCGGUCGCUGAGUCCUAUCCUGGUCAGCAGCCACAGUGCUGCGCCAUCCCCAGACCCCUGCUUCCCUGCCCCAAGCCCGGCCCCAGCCGACAUCCACCCCGAGUCCUUCUCCUUCAAGGCCGUGUCCCCAUCUGCCUCACUGCUGCCGGCCACACCGUUCAUUGACAAGGAGGAAGCCGGCAAAGAAGAUGUCAUCUUCUUCUAAAAGGGCCAUGGCUCGAGGUGCAGCCCCCUCCCUGUCCUGCCCACCCAGCUGUCCCCCUCCCUUUUCCAAGCAAACCACCGACAACCGCCUGGCCAGGGCGGGCCUGUUGGUGCUUUGGGUGUCGCAGCUCUCUCUGUAGGAUUAGCUGUGGUGCUUGGGUAACUUUCGUUUUGUUUUUUUAAAGGAAGGUUUUUAAUCGAAGGUUGAACCAGAGCUAAACCAAGGAGCUGUUUUAAAUCGUAGCGCCCCAUUUGGGUAGGGGGAGACUGACUCAAGCUGCUUUUCCAAGGCAGUGAGGGACAGUGGGGCUUUUGCAAGGAGCUGAGGACACGCCAGACCUCAGUCUGAGAAGGAGCUUUUGGCCCGAGCCAGCCCCACGGCCACCAGGAGACGCUGGGGCAAGGCAUCACGGCAUCAGAAGGGGCCAGGUGAGCGUCGGCUGUGUCUGUCUGCAGGGUUGGACAGAAUCCACUUUGAAAGUAGAGACACAAACAGGUUCAUGGUGAACCUCAAGGCCAGGGAGUGAGCCGGGCAUUGGGGUGGGACAAAGGCCACCAGGGCAGAGAGGGCCACAGGGCAAGAUGUUGGGAAGCUCAUCUUGAAAGGGGCUGAUCGUUGACAGGUUUUAAAACCUGCCAUUUUCCAAAUUCUGCGGCUUGAAGGGUGGCCACCGUUCCCCACACACUCAGCCUAUCUGGGAAACUGAGCCUCGAGCUUCAGCCAGGGCUAGCAUGCACCCCAGGCAGAGGGUCCUCAGCCCCCGUAAAAUGGGCUGGUUUUCCCGGGGCUGCUGGGAAGAAGCCCUUAGAGCCAGUGUGCGUGAGAUGUGGGACCAGUAUGUCCCAGGGCAUGGGACUAAACGGCAGGAGAUGUAGCCAGCAAGGGGGCACAUGGCUGGACACCUUGCAGGACCCUCCCUUGUUGCAAGCUGCACAGCUCGUGGUCAACUUCCCCUGGAGGAGCUGGGGGGAGCUGCUGGGGGCGGCAUUGAAUGUCCAUGAUGGGUCCAGGAUGGUCAGAUCCACGUUCAAGAUCUGGCCUGGGAGAAGGCACGUUUCCAGCUGUGUUCUGCACCCCAGUCUUCCCUGCUGCGCUGCCCAAAGGGUUGGCAGCAGGACUGGGUGCCAGGGUGGUGGUUCUUGGGGAGAAUGAGCCAGGGCCAAGUCAUUCUCCCCAACCCGGCAUCCUGGAGCCUGGGGCAGCUACAGCCAAGGGACUCCCCUGUGACAGCCAACAUAGUGAACAGGGACAUUCCCACCACUUAAGGCAGGUGGGCAUGGGAGGGGGAAACUGCUGGUCACCUAAGCAGGGGGCUCUCUAUCAGCCCCCUGUAGCCGAGGUGCCUGUUCGGUGCCGCAGGCUCAGGAGGGGACCAGGCAGGUGCAGGUGUUGACUAGGGGCCAGGGCACCUCGGCAGCACAGCCGGUCACAACAAGGUACUGAAAGCAGCGGUUCUUGACCUCUCCUGAGCACUGCGAGGGGCUUGGUGUCCCCAAGCUCCUGGCCCUUCCAAGAACCUCCACUUUGCCCAGCUCGAUCCUAUGACCCAGGUGUCCUCACCGUCAGAUCUCAUCUGUGCCAUGUUUAUAACCAGUGUUUUGUAUUUUUGAACUGAGAAGUAUCGGAGCACUUUAGAAAAGCUGACUUUUAAGUUCCCAUUCUGUCAUGUAAAGAACAUUCCUGGACUCAUGCACUGGGUGGUGUCGCCACCAUGCACCGACCUGAGCCCCGGUGUGACCCUCCGAGACGCUGUGAUUCCUUGGAUGAUAAGUUCAAGGGAUAUUUGCUCGGCUGCAGGGUGGGAAUGGGUGGUCCCCUACCUCGUGGCCGAGGGGGCUUCUCAGCCACACACAGCAGGGCCGCAUCUCCUAUGUCUUCUCCCACCAGUACCCGUUGGUCACUCCUGGGUACAAAUUUUAUUUGUAAAGUUGAUGGGUAAGCACAUGUUCAUAUUUCUGUGGGAUCUGUGCAUAUCUUCGUCAAUUGUGAUCAUGAUCUUUGUCCACCUGACAAUUAUUUUUACGAUGAUUCCAACGUUUCCACAACUCGGAUCAUCACAACUGUGUUAGAACUUAAGACCUAAUUCUAGCAAUAAAAGUGU